CAAAGAUAAAAUUAUUCUGAAAGCAUUGCAAGCGUUAAGUCCCAUACAACAUAGACUUUCAAAGGAUGUUUUAAAGAUGCCUAGAGGACAUCCUAUGAAAGGAUAUCCUAAGAUAGUGUUUCUGAAACAUUCCUCGGAUAAAGUGUGCUGUAUGAGGUAAAACGCAGUCAUAAAAAUUCAAAUAGAUGUGAAAAGAUCUUCAUGUGGAAGAUGUAAGGAGAUGCCGUUUUAAUUACGCAUUUAAAUUUUAAGCAUGGGGAAUGCAAUUUCUGAUUAAUCGCAACGCAAAUACGAAUUUAAAAGUUAAAAUUAUGGAUACUUGUUCAUAAAAAAAUAGUUGUUUACAGCAUUUUAUAUAACUAUGCAACAUCACGUGUUUGAUUUUCCCGAUCACAUAAGAUUUUUUUAGAGUAAAUAUUAGAAUAUUAACUGUAAAUAUUGAUUUGAUCGUAGAAUAAAGCAAAAAUUUAUAACGUGUUAGUUCGAAUAAUUACUAAUAGAUGUCUCUAUCUGUAUGAUAUUCAGCGGAGUAAGUUUACGUCUGCGCGCGAAUAAUGUAAUCUAACCUCAAACUGAUAUAAUUUACUUUUUCCAGCUUUAUAUAUAAGCGAAUUAUUAUCAAAAAGUGUAUUGUCAUUCAAUACCUGGAUACAUUUAAUAUUAAUUUAAAUUUUUUUAUAAAAAAGAGUUAACUAAGGAAUCAAAAUCAAUAUGUUAAAAAAUAUAAAUGAGUCUCGUAAGCAACAAUUGGAAGAGUUGGAAAGUUUUACUAAUGCAAUCAAUGAAAAAAUCGCCAAUAUCGUUGAAACUCUAGGUUGGACAGUGGAAAGCGUGACGAACAUGGUAAAUGACAAGGAGUAUCUUACAUGUCCGUAUGACCCAUCUCAUCGAUUAACAGAGAAAUCCCUUAAUGAUCAUCUUGCUUCUUGCCAAUGGAAAGCUGAAGGUUAUGGAAAACUGGAUGUCCCAUUAUCGGAACCAUUUUUCCCAACGGAUUCACCAUUAUGUAUAAAGAUUGAUAAGCAACUGCAAGAACAAAUUCUCAAGAAGGCCAAAGAACAGAAUCCAGCAAUGCAAAUUGCAAGUUGUGAUUGUUAUACUUGGUGCAGAAUCAAUAUAUCCUUUUACAUAUUUUUUAUUGGAUAUUUCAUAACUAUAUAUUAUAUAAGAUAUAUUAUAUUUGUAAUCUAACAAUUCAUAUAAUUUUCCUAUCUGCUAAUUAAAAAUAAUUAUAUAUCUACAAUUUAUAAAAAUUAAAAAAAUAGCUUUUGUUAUAUAUUAAUUGUUUUACAAUUUUAUAAUUUUGAAAAAUGUGAAUUCUUAACACCAUAAUAGGUAUGGGUGAGCGGUUAGUACCGCGUACGUCUGAUAGGAUUGUCAUAGAUUUUACUAGAGAUGAAAGGAAAGCGAUAUAUGAC
This is a messenger RNA of Pogonomyrmex barbatus (red harvester ant), 1418 nucleotides long. RefSeq names its product U11/U12 small nuclear ribonucleoprotein 48 kDa protein. Gene Ontology annotation, cellular component: U12-type spliceosomal complex; nucleoplasm; cytosol. The record is from RefSeq and is a predicted model, not a curated record. NCBI's taxonomy places the organism in Eukaryota, Metazoa, Arthropoda, Insecta, Hymenoptera, Formicidae.